CACAAUUCUUCACUUCCUUCACAUUCAUUCCUCCCUUUUUAAACAAACUCACUUUUAAACUUUACACCUGCUGGUUUGGACGGCUUAUCGAUCGCAUCCUUACGUCUGUCUUUUUGACGAUCCUUUCCACCAUCUGUACCUCCUCACAAACAACCCCCCCUGAAAUUUAAUUUACCCCGCCAUGGCCCCUCCGAAGGUCUUUUCGCUUGAGGGCAAAGGCCUCAAGCUGGACACUGCCGACGAUAUUGAGGCCCAUAUCAAGCCCUUGUUGGAGAGCACUGACUACACCGAGAUUCGCUUCGGAGGAAACACCCUGGGUGUCCCCGCCUGCGAGCGUCUGGCUGCCGUGCUGAAGACCCAGAAAAACCUCGAAGUGGCCGAGCUGGCCGACAUCUUUACCUCGCGUCUGCUGAGCGAGAUCCCCGAUGCUCUGACCUUCCUCCUGAACGCCCUUCUCGAGAUCUCGACCCUUCACACCGUCAACCUGUCCGACAAUGCCUUCGGUGCGAACCUCCAGAAGCCCCUCGUUGACUUCCUCUCCCGCCACGUGCCCCUCCGCCACCUGAUCCUCAACAACAACGGCAUGGGCCCCGAGGCCGGUUCGAACAUUGCCAAGGCCCUCACAGAGCUCGCUGAGCGCAAGGAGGAGGCUCGCAAGGCUGGAAAGGAGGUUCCUCUUCUUGAGAGCAUCGUCUGCGGUCGCAACCGCCUGGAGAACGGAAGUAUGGCUGCUUGGGCACGUGCCUACGAAGUGCACGCUGCUGGUAUGCGCUCUGUGAAGAUGACUCAGAACGGUAUCCGUCAGGAGGGUAUCUCUUUGCUGCUGCAGAAGGGUCUCGGCCAUUGCAAGGCCCUUGAGGUCGUUGACCUCCAGGAUAACACUUUCACCAUCAUGGGCUCGAUUGCUCUGGCUGGUGUCGUUGGCAACUGGUCCUCUCUCCGUGAACUGGGUGUGAGUGAUUGCUUGCUCUCUGGUCGUGGCGGUGUCAAGGUUGCUCAGGCCCUGGCUGAGGGUAAGAACGAGAAGGUUCAGACGCUGCGCCUCCAGUACAACGAGAUCACCGCCGAGGGUGUCAAGCAGUUUCUGCAUGCGACCAAGUCUGGCCUCCCUGCCUUGCGCCGUAUCGAGCUCAACGGUAACAUCUUCAUGGAGGAGGAUGACAACGUGACUGAGCUGCGCGAGAUCCUGGAGGCUCGCAAGGAAGAGCACGGCUCCGAUGAAGACCCUGAGGACAUGUGGGGUAUUGACGAACUGGACGAGCUUGAAGAGGAGGAGAGCGAGGAGGAAGAGGAAGAAGAGGAAGAGGAGGAAGAGAAGGCCGAGAAGCUCCUCAAGGACACCGAUCUGGCCGAGAACGAGAAGGUCGCCCAGAAGGAAGACAAGGACGUCGACCAGCUGGCCAGUCUUUUGGGUAAGACUGGCCUUUAAGCUCUCUUAGAUGUCCGGUCUUCUACUCACUCCGCCUUGCCUCGCCUCACACUGACAUGCCUAUACACACAUCCUCCAUUUUUGUCGCAUACCCACCCAUACCAAGUCAGUGAAUCGGCAGUGACUUUUCCGGUGCCGGGAACCAGACGCAUGGCCGUCCCAACUAUGACGAGAUGCUUAUCGGCAUCGCCCCGUCAUACCCAGCAGGAACUUAGCAUGGAGGAUAUUAUCCUCGACAUACCCCAUCCAGUCGACACGCCUGUUGGAGGUUGCCCGAGCGCCUCUCAUCCGUGAGGCCUGCCACGUAACACUGACGCAAUUCUUGGAUACAAUAAUGCCCCAGCUCCUUUUCGCUUCAAUGUUGUCAUAACAUAGCUUAUACCCGUUGGAGAGCAUUAGACCUAGACAAGAGCUUUAGCUGUUGCUAAUGAU
Molecule: messenger RNA, 1861 nt
Organism: Aspergillus homomorphus CBS 101889
Lineage: Eukaryota; Fungi; Ascomycota; Eurotiomycetes; Eurotiales; Aspergillaceae
Product: GTPase-activating protein RNA1
Exons: 1
Coding region: 182-1429 (415 amino acids)
Biological process (GO): nucleocytoplasmic transport; activation of GTPase activity
Cellular component (GO): nucleus; cytosol; perinuclear region of cytoplasm
Molecular function (GO): GTPase activator activity; small GTPase binding
Source: RefSeq, a predicted model, not a curated record